Messenger RNA from Rhipicephalus sanguineus (brown dog tick), 2099 nucleotides. RefSeq names its product sodium-dependent proline transporter. Gene Ontology annotation, biological process: sodium ion transmembrane transport. Gene Ontology annotation, cellular component: membrane. Gene Ontology annotation, molecular function: glycine transmembrane transporter activity. Bases 86 to 1954 code for a protein of 622 amino acids. Lineage: Eukaryota; Metazoa; Arthropoda; Arachnida; Ixodida; Ixodidae. The record is from RefSeq and is a predicted model, not a curated record. The transcript is spliced from 4 exons.
CCUAGUUGGCCGUCUCUGUGCGCUCCUUUUAAUACGUCAGUAAUAGCCCUUGUCUACUCCAUCCCAACCACUCGCUGAGGUCGGCAUGAGCACCCAUAAGGAAAAGUGGGCGACCAACCUGGAGUUCAUCUGCUCCUGCAUCGGUUACUCCGUGGGGCUGGGCAACCUGUGGCGGUUCCCGUACGUGGCGUACCAGAACGGGGGCUCCGCCUUCCUGAUCCCCUACAUCGUCAUCAACCUGGUCAUCGGCCGGCCGAUCUACUACGUAGAGCUUCUCCUGGGACAGUUUUGCGGCCAAGGACCCCUGGGUGCUUUCCGCUUGUCGCCCAUGUUCCAGGGCAACGCAUUCGGCAUGAUGUGGGGCGCCUUCGUUACGACCAUCUACUACCAGAUGAUAAUCACCUACGCGGUGGUCUACUUCUUCCACUCGUUCAAGAAUCCGCUGCCGUGGACCGACUGCUUCGAGUGGUGGGGCGUGCCCCUGGAAGGAUGCUUCACGCGCCUCAAAAUGAAGCACGUGUGCGGCAACAUCCGCAAGAGCCUCGUCAUCGCCGGCAUCAACGACACAACGGCCGAGUCGCCCGUAGUAGUCAGCUACAAGGGCAGCAGUGUAGUUGUGUCGCAGGAUGAGUACAACAGCCGCUUCGCCGGCUGCGUGGACGCCAACGCCUCGUCGGUCGACAUGUUCUACAACCGAGUGGUGCUCAACGUGUCGUCUUCUUUCGAGAAGGUCGGCGUCGUGCAGCCCAAUCUGGUCAUCUGUUACGCCAUCUGUUGGAUCAUCAUAUUCCUUACCAUAUUCAAAGGAAUAAAGGUGGUUGGUAAGGUAGUCCUCGUGACCGCCACAGUACCAUACGUCAUUCUGACCGUCAUGCUCAUUCGCGGCAUCACGCUUCCCGGAGCCAGCAUCGGCUUGCGUUAUCUACUCCUGCCGCAGUGGGACACGCUGCUGAGCCCGGACGUGUGGCGCGCGGCCACUGAGCAGACCUUCUACUCGCUCAGCAUCGGCACUGGGGGUCUCCUGGUGUACGGCGGCUACCAGCCGUUCCGCAACGACAUGUCCUCCAGCGUCGUCUUCAUCUGCUUCGUCGAUCUCCUGACCAGCGCAUUCGCCUCCCUGGUGGUGUUCUCGGUUCUGGGAAACAUGGCGUACACGUUGGACAUCCCAAUCGCGGACGUGGUAGCCGCGGGACCGGGCCUCGCCUUCGUUACCUACCCUGAGGCCCUGUCCCUGAUUCCGUUUCCCAACCUAUGGGCGGUACUGUUCUUCGCCAUGCUCUUCUUUCUAGGCAUCGACUCGCAGAUGGGCAACUGCGAGUUCCUCACCAAUUCCAUACAGGAACUGUUUCCCUUGUUCGCGAAACAACGUACCGUGACCGCAUUCAUGUACUGCUCGUUCUGCUUCCUCAUCGGAUUGGCCCUCACCACGCAGGCUGGCUUGUACGUCCUAACGAUCCUGGAUAAUUACUUGGGCGCUCUGAUCGUCUUGUUCACUUGCUUGGGCGAAGCCAUCAUAGUGGCGUGGAUAUACGGCAUCAACCGCUUCUUCUUCGACGUGACCUUCAUGACGGGUAGCUGUCCCAGCUACUUCGUGCUCAUUGCAUUCAAGUACUGCGCGCCGGUGGCCUUGGGCUCCUUCCUGUUCUACAGCCUGUACGAAUUUCCGCGGAGUAACGUGGGCGAUUACAUCCUCCCGCUGUGGGCCGACCUGUUCGGCUGGACUUUGGCACUGGUGGGACUCGCGCCAAUCAUCAUCAUUGCCGUAGUCAAGUUGGCCCAGUGUGGAUUCAGUUGGCGCCGAGCCGUGCAGCCCGAGAGUGACUGGGGCCCGGCUGAGGCCAAAUACCGAAUCCUCUAUCGCGAACGCCUCGUCGAGGUGGGCUUCGCCGAGUUCCGGUACCACGCGAUAACGGCGGCCCCAGCGUCCGACCAGGAGCCACUGCCACAAUCUUAAGGAGUAAAAGAAAGCCAGUCUCCUUGUGGUCCAAUGAUUAUAUGCUGAUAUUUUCACAUCAGUCACCAUAAGUGGUAGCGACGCCCUUAAGGCGGGAAUGAAUGUGCAUGAGUACGAAUUAGAGAUACCUUACCUAUUUAUACCG